GAAUGGAUGUAAUACUGGUUGCGGUUUUUGGGGGAUAACUUGGACAUAUCGGGGGUGUAACUCAGUGGUAGAGUGUCUGCUUCGCAUGCUGAAAGUCCUGGGUUCAAAUCCCAGCUCCUCCAAAAAAUUUUUUUGUUUUUUACUUACUUUUUGCAGUUCUAAAUAAUCAAAAAAUUAAAAUUUUACCAAUUUUGCUAUCUUCUAAUUUUUUUUACAUUAUCAAGCGUAUGUUUGAGUCUAUAUAGAUAUGUAUUGUGUGACUACGACUGCGUGAGGUGCAUGUAUGAGUAGAGUGCCGUACACACCUCUACCAGAAAUAAUUCCAUUUGAAUUUCAUGUUGUGUAAUCGAAGGAUCGUAGUUUAGCCUAAAAAUCAAGGAUGAGAAAGAACUAGCCCUAUACCCAUUGACGUGUGAUAAGUGACGAUAUUGAGAUACAAUUAUAACGGCAUUCAUAUUCUUUUCUGGGAUAAAUUAAAAUUCUUCGUUUUUGAUAAUCCAUGGACUCAUCUUCACGCCAGUACAGAGAAUUCUGCAAAUUUUUUCUUCUCUUACCAACAAGAGAAUCUAUCGAUUUGAUGGAAAGCAAUCACUUGUCGGUGAUUUAUACAGAGAUCAUGGGGGAGAUGGGCAGGGCCAAUGACGAGAGAUCAACUAAGGUAUGAUAUAGGGAGGUAUUGUCAACCCUUUGAUGCCGUCGACAAGGACCAAACAUGUUGCGCCCUCCCUCGUGUGAAGUGAGGUACUACGAUGCUGCUGGCGUCAUGCCAAACCCUCAGAACUGAAAAACAGCCUCUACUGUAGCUCAUCCUCUUUGCAUGCACUCUUGAUAUUUCAUAAUAAACAAUUCGUGUCCAUCGUGUCUGCCCUAAAUUAUUGUAGAAUAUAUGUUCAAGAACAGUUAAUAUUCUAAUCCACUUAAUUAAUUUUUCUCAAGACUUUUAAAUGGCCAAUAAAUUGCCAAAAUCAUCUUUAAGUUUAAAACAGUUUCUUCGAAGACAAGAAGUACUUACUCUAUAUCGAAAUAUCCUGCGAACCAUCAAACAAGUGGAGGACGAACAGGACAAACAUUACUUAAAAAACUGGGCUAAAUCAGACUUCAAGAGAAAUAAGAAUUUGACAGACGAGUUCGCAAUUAAAUCUCUCAUCGUCCACGGGGAGAACUCAAUGAAAGAACUCAAGCGCAACCUAAAUUUAACAAAAUAAACUGCAGACUGAAUGCAGAAUGAGAAUGAAUGUACACAGCAAGCACCAAAAGAAAUUAGGGA
Messenger RNA from Diachasmimorpha longicaudata, 1267 nucleotides. RefSeq lists its product as uncharacterized. Gene Ontology annotation, cellular component: mitochondrion. The transcript is spliced from 3 exons. Bases 945 to 1205 code for a protein of 86 amino acids. Lineage: Eukaryota; Metazoa; Arthropoda; Insecta; Hymenoptera; Braconidae. The record is from RefSeq and is a predicted model, not a curated record.